AAUUAACAUGUAAUUUUUUCUCACGGAGAGCUGACUGAGUAUUCAUGGUCCUGGAUGCAGCCAGAGAGAGAGAGAGAGAGAGUUUAGAAAUUAUUCUGGCUAUAUCACGUGAAAAAAAAGAUUUGUCUCUCCUGUCGUUGAAUCAUACUACGAUUUCAAUUUUGGCGGUGACAGUACAGAAUCCACUAUGCUGUAUUUCAUACUUGUCAUUAUGAGUGUGUGAUACGGAUUUGUGACAUUUUACUAUUGAUUGACCCAGAAUUUCGUGGUGCCACAUGAUUCUGUCGUUCAACGACAUAAAAAUCUGCAUAAAUUAAUACAUACGGCGUGACAAAUUGAUACGGCUCAAAAGCGAAAAGAGAAGAAUGAUGUGUACGAUACGAAAAGUCAACAAAAUAUCUACAUCACGAAUUAAUCUUUCACGUAUUCACAUAUUUCAUAACGAUCCGCUGCGAUCGUAAUUUACAAAGUAAUAAUCUUAUCUGGGUAAAACUAAAAAUUAAACUCUCGCGACCCAUAACCCAUCCGCUCCCCAUUUUUAUGAUAAGACGCUGAUAAAACGGCAAAUGCGAGCCUUCAAGCCUAUAACUUGUACGUGUAAUUAAACAGAGUAGAGAAUUAACAUCGAAAUGCACGAGAUCAUCGAGUUAAUCGUAAACAGCGCUUUGCUCUGGAUGUUCCUGCAAACGACGCUGAGUGUGUUGGUUACUGUCCUAUAUGAAUUUAGUAUUCCUUGGAUUGUUUGGGAUUCAUUGAUUAUCCUGAUCACGCUCAAGCUGUUGCGAAUAUCACCUCCAGCUGCCAGUGUUGUGCAGGAAAUAUUGGGUGUGAAUCCACUCCACCUGGAAAAAGAUAACUCCAUGUCUGAGAAUCAUGGUAACGAAGAGCGAUAUUGCAUGCGAGUGGUGGCCCACCGUGGUGGAGGAUACGAUUAUCCUGAAAACAGUUUGUCGGCUUUCAGAAAUUGCAAAGAGAAAGGUUGUACUACAGUAGAACUUGAUUUAAGACUAACAAAAGAUAACAUUCCAAUAAUAUUCCAUGACUCAACGACAGAGAGACUUACAGGCAAAAUGGGAACAAUUAGCGAAAUGACAUGGGAGGAACUGCGAGAUUUAGACAUAAGUCAUAAUCAUCCACUUAGGAACAAAGUUUCUAAUGGAGAGAGGAUCCCACUGUUGUACGAUGCAUUGCAGCAAUGUCUAGACAAUGAGCUAAGAGUAAUUAUAGAUAUAAAGGAGACGCGAAUAGAUGUUGUGCAAAUUGUUCUGGAUGCGUACAAAAAAUAUCCGAAAUUGUUUAAGAAAGGAUUCAUCACAUCUUUUAAUCCAAUCAUUUUGUAUAUGAUCAGAAAGAAAGAGCCACGCAUCAUGGCGAGUCUCGGGUGGAGACCGCAUUAUUUUUCCAGAACAUCAUAUGCUGGUCUGGAAGCGCUUGGCCCGGUACGAUUUCACAAUCCACUUAAGCAUUUGGCAGCUUGUAUUUUGGAGACCUUGUACGAGUGGCUGCUACCACGCUUCAUCUACUAUAUCGUGGGUGUCUCUGUCGUAUUGUUGCACAAGGACAUAGUAAAUCCACGCGUAAUAGAGCGAUGGUUCGAACGCAAUGUCCGCGUGAUGGCAUGGACGGUGAAUCGGCCAUCGGAAAAAACGCACUUUUCGAAGCUUCUUAGAAUUACUUAUUUAACUGACACGUUACAUCUAGAGAAGGAUAUGUAGUGACACAUCCGACAUUUUCGUUCAGUAUUAAACUUCAAAGACUUUCAUAUUGUAUACUUGACAUUACACAUACAUAUUUUACUCUUUUGUAUGUAGAUUACGUCACGAUCAAUUAUCUAGUCGGUUCCGUAAAUUCGAUUAAUGACGCAUGUUAUUCUUUAAUGUAGGACGUAGAAUACCCGUUUUUAUAUAUGAUCAAAGGUAAAAGAAUCCAUUUUUUUAAAGCUAUUGAAAGAAUAUACAAGGAGAUCGAGUGUAUGUACGUACGUCAAACUUUUAUGUUACUGAAGAUAAAAUAUACUGUACUUUGA
Messenger RNA from Harpegnathos saltator (Jerdon's jumping ant), 2026 nucleotides. RefSeq names its product glycerophosphodiester phosphodiesterase 1. NCBI's taxonomy places the organism in Eukaryota, Metazoa, Arthropoda, Insecta, Hymenoptera, Formicidae. The transcript is spliced from 5 exons. Gene Ontology annotation, cellular component: plasma membrane. Gene Ontology annotation, molecular function: glycerophosphodiester phosphodiesterase activity. Gene Ontology annotation, biological process: ethanolamine metabolic process; phospholipid metabolic process; N-acylethanolamine metabolic process. The record is from RefSeq and is a predicted model, not a curated record. The coding region runs from base 630 to 1715 and encodes 361 amino acids.